This is a messenger RNA of Rhagoletis pomonella (apple maggot), 1165 nucleotides long. RefSeq names its product oxysterol-binding protein-related protein 11-like. The record is from RefSeq and is a predicted model, not a curated record. The coding region runs from base 199 to 876 and encodes 225 amino acids. The transcript is spliced from 3 exons. NCBI's taxonomy places the organism in Eukaryota, Metazoa, Arthropoda, Insecta, Diptera, Tephritidae.
UUUCAAUUAUUUUGUUUUCCUCCAAAAUUUGCAAAAAUUCUUCGUAAAAUCAAAUUAACGUUACAGCAUCGUAAAAGAAAAUCGAAACAUAAACAACAAAUACAAACGGAAGGUCCUGGAAGUGUUUCAAUAGUUGCCAUUGGAGAAGUGGUUACAGCCAUAGAUAAAUCAACAAACGGAAUCGGUGACAUCCCCAACAUGGAUAAUACAAAUCUCAACCGAGUGCUAAAUCAAACCUUACGUCAUCCACUACAUGGACUGCUUUUCAAAUAUACCAAUGUCAUGAAAGGCUGGCAGUACCGUUGGUUCACGGUUGACGCGCAGACCGGCACACUUAGCUACUUUUUGUGUGACUCGUCCUCGUCUGGCGAUGAAGCAACGCCAUCGGCACAGGUUUUGGCUAGUGCGCCGCGAGGUCAAGUACAGCUGGCAGGUGCUGUAGUCUGUCCGAGUGACGAAGAUUCACGCACAUUUUCCAUAGGUUGUGCCUCUGGCGAUACGCUUAAAUUGCGUGCUGCCGAUGCACGUUCACGCCAAGAAUGGGUGGAUGGUUUGCGUGCAGUUGUAGAAAGUCAUACAAAAGCAAUGGACAUUAGCAAUUCAUCACCACUGCCGCCACGAGAGUUGCUCGCCGCCUCAGAUGCGAUGGUUUCGGCGAGACAAGCACUCUACCUAACCGAACAAUGUAAUGCAACGUUAGCGCGUACAAUUGAGAAUAUUGAAUGUGAAACAUUUUCACCGACAGAUCCGGACUUGCUUUUGCUCAAAGCCAUUUCGACAGCUAGUACACAAUGUUUGCAUCAGUGCCUCAGUCUAUUACAACGACACGAAGAGAUACACAGUACAAGUGCUGCUGAAUCGGCGGGCGCUUGCUAAUUGGAGUACACAAAUUUACAUACAUAUUUGCUACAUUUGCUACAUUCUAAGAGAAUUGGAAAUUCUUUCAUAGGAGCUUCCGUACGUUCGUUAACGUUAAUUUGUUCAUAUUUAUAAACAAUAUGUAUAAUGUAUGUCUCCAAGUUGUCAUAUAACCAUACAAUUUUAUAAAAUGAUUUGUUUCUAAGGAUUUGAAUCUUUAAUUCUUGAUAAUGUAUUAGAUAUCUUUAACGUUAACUCUAUUAAUAUAGCUACAUACAUACAUACACAUAUAUAUUAUGAAAGACAU